UGGUGUAUGUAUCACUGUGUGUGCGAGUGAGUAGGUUUAUCCUGGAGUUAUGAGAUCCUCUGAAGGGCGAGGCCAUUUAAGGCCUGGUUCCCACUGGAUUCCUGGCUGACUCAUCAAACAAUGGCUUACCUACAUUACUUAAAAACCAGUUCAUCUCUCCAUUCCUCAUCAUAGUGUUAGAGCAGGAUUGUAAACAUGUUCCUUAUUUUGCUCCUCAGACUUGAUUUUGCUUCUUCUUAGACACUUGAGAGCUCUUUCAGAAUUAUUCACAUAUACCGAGGGUACAGUCGGGUGUAUAUUAACAGUUUCUGCUUUUAAUUACAUGCCUCAGAAAAAAGCCAUUUUUUUUUUUUUACAGCUCUUUGAAGACAGCUCCAUUGUGGAUUGUAUUUAAAGGUGUUGCUGGGACUCGUUUACUUCAAAUACACAUUAUCAAUCAACAGUUAUGUUUUAUUGAGAUGAGAGGAACAGCUAUGAGUUUAAUUGCUGCAACCUGUGGACUUCUUGUCCUUCUCAGUUUAACGGGUACAGCUGGGUCUGCCAGCAUUUGGGUUGUACGUGAAGGAGAGGAUUUUUCACUCUAUAAUCUCUUCACUGUGUCUGGAAACACAAAGUUCUUCUGCAAGGAAAAAUGUGAGCGAGCAGAAAACAUCCUCAUUAAAACAGAUGAAACCACAGCUCAGAGCAGCAGAUUCAGUAUUAAAUACAAAGAUGCAGCUUCAGGAAGAGGAAGCCUGACUUUUACCAUCACAAAUAUGAGAAAGUCUGACUCGGGAAUGUACCGGUUUGGUUUGGGUAAAUCUUCAGCUCCAGAUUCAUACUCAGACUUUGAGGUCAGAGUUUCAAAUGAAAUUGCAAAAAACUCUGGAGUCUCCCGUGCACAGAGUGAGGGAGAAGAAAUCCUAUUUCCAUGUGUCACUGCUGUCCAUGCACAGAGGAAGUUCCUUUGUAAGAAUCCAUGUGAGAAAGAAGGAAAUAUUUUCAUUGACACAACUAAUGACAAAGUUCAGAAUGGCAGGUACAGCAUUGAAUACACAAAAGGAUCUGCGUUUGAACUUCUAGCAACCAUCAGACAUCUGACCAAGUCUGACACGGGACAGUACAGGUGUGGUUACGGGGACCCUUUAUCUCCUGAUUCAUAUGACACUGAUGAGAUUUUGGUUGUAGAUGUGGUGACUUACACUUCUACUCAGGUCUGCGCCUUCAAAGGAUCAACAGCAGAAAUACACUCCACAUUCAGAUACCUAUCGACUAUAGAUGACAUAAAUACAAGAAUCCAGAAAAUGUUCUGGUUUACUGCAGUCAAAGAUAAUGAGCCUGUGGACCUGAAAACAGAGGCAGAGUAUUCAGGUCGAGUUCAGUAUCAGUGUGAAAACAACGACUGCACUCUGAGAAUCACAGACCUGAGAGAGAGCGACUCAGCUGAGUACAAGUUCAUGCUCAUAACAAACGAUCCAGGAGGGAAAUAUACUGGAUCACCUGGAGUCACUUUGACUGUUACAGAUCUGCAGGUGCAGGUGAGCAGAUCAGCUGUCAGAGGUGAUUCUAAGUCAGCAGAUCUGAAGUGUGAGAGCAGUUGUCCUCUGCCUGAUAAUCUCUCCUACAUCUGGUACAAGAAUGAACAGAUCAUCACAGGACAAACAUCUAAUUCUUAUACAGACUACUGCGAUCCCACAAACAGGAUUUCCUGUGCUGUCAGAGGAUAUGAGAACUCCCGCGCUCCUUCAGUGGUAGUGAAGGAUGUCUGGGAUGUGACUUACACUUCUACUCAGGUCUGUGCCUUCAAAGGAUCAACAGCAGAAAUACGCUGCACCUUCAGAUACCCAUCAACUAUAAAUGGAAGAAAUACAAGAGUUCAGAAAGAUUUCUGGUUCAUCAGAGACGAAAAUAAUGAACCUGUGGAUCUAAAAACAGAGGCAGAGUAUUCAGGUCGUGUUCAGUAUCAGUCUGAAAAUAACGACUGCACUCUGAGAAUCUCAGACCUGAGAGAGAGCGACUCAGCUGAGUACAAGUUCAGAUUCAUAACAAACGAUCCAGGAGGGAAAUAUUCUGGAUCACCUGGAGUCACUUUGACUGUCACAGAUCCACAGCUCCAGGUACAUGUGAGGAGAUCAACAGUAAACUCUUAUUCUAACUGGACAGAGCUGACAUGUCACAACAACUGUCAGCUACCUGAUCAAUCUUCCUACAUCUGGUACAGGAAUGGACACAAACUUUCAUCAGAAAAACAAUAUUUACACCUGAACACAUUUGAUUCUGUAGACAGUUUUCACUGUGCUGUGAAAGGAUAUGAGCAGUUCCCUUCUCCAACAGUGUAUGCUCCAAAGCUUCCCUCUGUGUCAGUGAGUCCCUCUGCUGAGAUAGUGGAGGGCAGUUCAGUCACUCUGACCUGUAGCAGUGAUGCUAACCCAGCAGCUAGUUACACCUGGUACAAGGAGGAUGUCAUCAAUCCUCUCAGUUACCAAAUCCAACAUGUUUUCAGCUCCAUCCUGCCCUCUGACUCUGGAAAGUAUUACUGUACAGCUGAUAAUGACCUGGGACAAAAGAGAUCUGAAAGCAGAACUAUUGAUGUGAAAUAUGCUCCAAAGCUUCCCUCUGUGUCAGUGAGUCCCUCUGCUGAGAUAGUGGAGGGCAGUUCAGUCACUCUGACCUGUAGCAGUGAUGCUAACCCAGCAGCUAGUUACACCUGGUACAAGGAGGAUGUCAUCAAUCCUCUCAGUUACCAAAUCCAACAUGUUUUCAGCUCCAUCCUGCCCUCUGACUCUGGAAAGUAUUACUGUACAGCUGAUAAUGACCUGGGACAAAAGAGAUCUGAAAGCAGAACUAUUGAUGUGAAAUAUGCUCCAAAGCCUCCCUCUGUGUCAGUGAGUCCGUCUGGUGAAAUCACAGAGGCCACUUCAAUGACUCUGACCUGUAGCAGCGAUGCUAACCCAGCAUCUGCAUAUGUCUGGUACAAGAUGAACAAUCAAACACCUGUCAGUACAGAUUCACAGCUCUCCUUCAAGUCCAUCCAGCCUGCUGACUCUGGAGAGUAUUACUGCACAGCUGAGAACAGGCUGGGAACAUCAACACCUACAAACAUUUCUGUUGAUGUGAAAUAUGCUCCAAAGCUUCCCUCUGUGUCAGUGAGUCCCUCUGCUGAGAUAGUGGAGGGCAGUUCAGUCACUCUGACCUGUAGCAGUGAUGCUAACCCAGCAGCUAGUUACACCUGGUACAAGGAGGAUGAAGACUCACCAAAAACAUCAGGACACAACUUCACCAUCAGCAACAUCAGGCCUGAGCACAGUGGGAGUUAUUACUGUGUGGCCCACAACAACAGAGGGACUCAUAACUCCACCUUACAGCUGACUGUUGCAGCAGGAGCAGGAACAUUAGAAGCUGCUGGAGUAACUGCUGCUGUUCUCCUGCCUGUCAUAUUCUUCUCUGUCUUCCUGUGGAUUCAAAAAAAGAGGAUGUCCAAGGAACCUGUUAAAUCUGAAGACAGAGCCAACAACAGAGAACAGUGUUUACCUGAUCAGAGACAGCCAGAGGAGCAGGAUGAUCUUCAGUAUACCAGCAUCCACUUCUCCAAUAACCAGGCAGAUCCUCUCUACUCCAACAUCAGAGCAGCUCAGCCUCACAGACACAUGCUGGAACAGGAAGUUACUGAGUACACUGCUGUUAGAUUUAACAGAGGCAGUGCAGCCAAGAGAGAUAGAAGUCAGGAAACAGGAGAGUCUCCAUGUGCACUGUACUCCACAGUCAACAAAACCAGAUGAAGGGACGGGUUGAUGAUGAUGAUGUGAUAUUUAUGUAGACUCAGUGUAGUUAAGCUCAAUUGUAGUUAAGUGGUUUUUAAAAUAGGUGAAAAUUUCUUAUAUUGUUAUGUUUAGUCGAAAAAUGUUACUGUGUUUUCCUCUUUUUUUGUAUAGUUGUUGUUUUUAAAUAUCACACUUUUAAUAAUAGACCAAGAUCUGAGUGUAUACAAAAUGCAGGUUUUAAAUGAAGAAUUGUUUUUUAAGGGACAAGCAGCUAUCCAGACGUCUUGAUGCAUUCUCAAUCAUCCAGGAAAGUAAAUCUCCAAAAGUUGAAUCUGUUCAUCUGGACGUAGCGUGUGGGCUGGUUUUAGUCAUUAUGCAAAUGUACUGUUUAUAAGAUUGCGGAAACCUGCAGUCAGCUGAGACUGAAGAAGUCACUUGGAUGAGUGACGAAACGUUUCUCCCACAAAACGCUACGUCCAGAUGAACAGAUUCAACUUUUGGAGACAGCUAUCCAGACCUACCUGGAUGUAGGAAUCCAAUAAAGUCUUUUCACAACAGACAUGUCAAAGUGGAUCAGCUUCCUCACUUUGUUCAGUGAUUUCACUCAUCUAAAUCAGACCAUGGAUCACACUUUGCUAACUGUACAAGUCUCAGAUUUAAUUAUUCUGAAACUAAGUUUAAGCUUCCCAGAACUUUUUGUUGCAAGUUACAUUACUGAUAUAAUAAAGAUAAAAUGUUUGUAUUGUUCA
Molecule: messenger RNA, 4489 nt
Organism: Oreochromis niloticus (Nile tilapia)
Lineage: Eukaryota; Metazoa; Chordata; Actinopteri; Cichliformes; Cichlidae
Product: sialoadhesin
Exons: 15
Coding region: 459-3758 (1099 amino acids)
Source: RefSeq, a predicted model, not a curated record